Pseudophryne corroboree (corroboree frog) is the source of this 4895-nucleotide messenger RNA. It is a transcript of the gene LGR4, whose product is annotated as leucine rich repeat containing G protein-coupled receptor 4. The record is from RefSeq and is a predicted model, not a curated record. Gene Ontology annotation, molecular function: G protein-coupled peptide receptor activity; protein-hormone receptor activity; protein binding. The transcript has 18 exons. Bases 212 to 3169 code for a protein of 985 amino acids. Gene Ontology annotation, cellular component: plasma membrane. Gene Ontology annotation, biological process: activation of adenylate cyclase activity; hormone-mediated signaling pathway; adenylate cyclase-activating G protein-coupled receptor signaling pathway. NCBI's taxonomy places the organism in Eukaryota, Metazoa, Chordata, Amphibia, Anura, Myobatrachidae.
GGCUGUUUAGCAUGUGGGCUGUGUGCAGCGCUAGGAGGGAGCGGAGUGGCUGCAGCAGUUACACUGUAUCCCUGGUACUAGCGCCGCGCUCCCGGGAGCAGGAGGAGGCGGGGACAGGAGCUGCCCCUUGUGUGCUGCUGUACUAGUGAUCGCUGGCUGCAGGAGAGGAGAGAGGGAAACGCUGCUGCGCUGGGACCCGGGAGCACACUGCAUGGACUGGUCCCUCCCAGCGCCUGGCCGCCGCUCAUUGUCUGUACCGAAGCAGGGGCUUGUAGCGCAGCCCACACUGGCGGGGAUGAGGAUGUGCCGCCCCGACUGGCUCAUAGCUCUGUCCGCCCUCCUACUGCUGCUGAUCUCCCCUUCCUCAGGUGGGCCCAGCGGGGCUUCAUCGCCGUCCCCCUGCCCGGUGCCAUGCCGCUGCAACGCGGAGAGAGGAGUGGACUGCUCCGGGAGAGGGCUGCUGGCGGUGCCCGAGGGUCUCAGCGUCUUCACCAACAUGCUAGAUAUCAGUAUGAACAACAUCACAAAGCUGCCAGAGGGUGCUUUUAAGAGUUUGCCCUACCUUGUAGAACUGCGGCUGGCGGGCAAUGACCUCUCUUUCAUCCAUCCCAUGGCCUUGUCUGGCCUGAGAGAACUCAAAGUUCUGACUCUUCAAAAUAAUCAGCUGAAAACUGUCCCUAGUGACGCUUUGAAGGUUCUGCCGUCCCUACAGUCCCUGCGACUAGACGCUAACCAUAUUGUCACCGUGCCAGAUGACAGCUUCGAGGGUCUUGUGCAGCUUCGACAUCUGUGGCUGGAUGACAACAGUUUAACAGAGGUCCCCGUCCGUCCUCUUGGCAACCUCCCAUCCCUUCAGGCUUUAACACUGGCGCUGAACAAAAUCACUCACGUACCAGAUUAUGCCUUCUCAAAUCUCUCAAGUCUUGUUGUGUUGCACCUUCACAACAAUAAAAUAAAAAGCUUAGCACCCCACUGCUUUGAUGGGUUGGACAGUCUGGAAGCGCUGGACCUUAAUUAUAACAACCUUAUGGAUUUCCCAGAUGUCAUAAAGUCCCUGUGCAAUUUAAAAGAACUAGGCUUCCACAGUAAUUCCAUUUCAACUAUCCCCGAUGGCGCAUUUGAGAAGAAUCCACUGCUAAAAAGCAUACAAUUGUACGAUAAUCCAUUGUCUUUUGUCGGGAAUUCAGCUUUUCAAAACUUAUCAGACCUUCGCUUCUUGAUAAUACGAGGAGCAUCUGAUAUUCAGUGGUUUCCAAAUUUGACGGGAACAGUUAACCUUGAAAGCCUGACCCUGACAGGCACCAAGAUAAAAAGCAUCCCACUGAACUUAUGCCAGGAGCAAAAGAUGCUUCGAUCUUUGGACCUUUCCUACAAUGAGAUUACAACGUUGAACGGAUUGAAAGGAUGCAGUUCAUUGGAGGAAGUUUACUUGCAACAUAAUCAAAUCACAGAGGUUCAAAACGAGUCUUUACAAGGCCUGACAUCUUUACGUGUUCUCGAUCUCAGCAGAAAUUCAAUCAGCCGGAUUCACAAUGAAGCUUUCACCACUCUUACAUCAACAUCUAAACUAGACCUGAGUUUUAAUCAGCUGACAAACUUUCCAACUGGGGGGCUUCAUGCCCUAAUACAGCUGAAACUCACAGGGAAUUCUGCAUUCAAAGAUUCGCUCUCCGCAAAGGACUUUCUCAAACUCCAGUCCGUGUCUGUUCCAUACGCUUAUCAGUGCUGUGCGUUUUCCGCAUGUGACUCCUACAUGACUUCAACUGUUGAAGAAGAUGCUUCAAAGUAUCAGAAACUACUGCUGGACCAUGAGAAAGGAGCCAUUGAAGAUUAUAUGAUCACAGAAGAGGAUAAAGACCAUGUGCAAACUGUCGUUCACUGCAGUCCAUCCACAGGUGCUUUUAAACCCUGUGAGUUCCUGCUUGGCAGCUGGAUGAUUCGGCUCACUGUAUGGUUCAUCUUCCUGCUAGCGUUGAUCUUCAACAUCAUUGUCCUCAUGACCAUGUUCGCUUCCUGUUCACCAUUGUCGUCCUCCAAACUCUUCAUAGGUCUCAUAUCUGUCUCCAAUCUCUUCAUGGGUAUUUAUACUGGAAUUUUGACUGUACUGGACACAGCCUCUUGGGGAAAGUUUGCAGAGUUUGGCAUCUGGUGGGAAACUGGCAGCGGAUGUAAGGUGGCCGGGUUCCUUGCAAUUUUCUCUUCAGAAAGUGCAAUUUUCUUCUUGACCUUGGCAGCCAUUGAACGGAGCUCGUCAGCAAAGGAUAUAAUUAAGAAAGAAAAGAGCCACCAUCUAAAGAAAUUUCAAAUUGCUUCAGUUCUUGCUCUGUUCCUUGCUAUAGCAGCAGGAUGCUUGCCUUUAUUCCAUGUUGGAGAAUUUUCCUCCUCUCCCCUCUGUUUGCCUUUCCCGACAGGAGAAACCCCUUCGUUGGGCUUCACAGUUACCCUCGUCCUUCUUAACUCGUUGGCAUUUUUGGUGAUGGUCAUAACCUAUACUAAACUGUACUGCACUUUGGAGAAGGAAGACCUCUCAGAAAACGCGGAGUCCAGUAUGAUCAAGCAUGUUGCUUGGUUGAUCUUCACCAACUGCAUCUUCUUCUGUCCUGUCGCCUUCUUCUCAUUUGCACCACUCAUCACGGCAAUAUCUAUCACUCCUGAGAUCAUGAAAUCUGUGACUUUAAUAUUUUUCCCAUUGCCAGCCUGCCUCAACCCUGUGCUGUACGUUUUCUUCAACCCCAAAUUUAAGGAAGACUGGAAGCUGUUGAGGUGGUACUUGACCAAGAGAAGCGGUUCUGUUGCCGUUGCAACCAACGCACAAAGGGGAUGCGUGACCCAAGAUUUUUAUUACGACUUUGGAAUGUAUUCCCAUUUACAAGGUAACUUUUCAGUGUGUGACUACUGUGAGUCAGUUCUCCUAAAGAAUCCUCCUUGUAAACACUUAAUAAAGUCUCACAGCUGCCCUGCCUUGGCAGUUGUGCCCUGCCACCGGUCAGAAAACUACUGGUCGGACUUUGGUACUCAGUCUGCCCACUCAGAUUGUGCAGAUGAGGAAGAUUCCUUUGUGUCGGACAGCUCAGACCAGGUCCAAGCCUGCGGCCGAGCCUGCUUCUACCAGAGCCGUGGGUUUCCUUUGGUUCGUUACGCAUAUAACAUACCAAGAAUGAAAGACUGAGAACACACAGAUGGACCUAUUUCUAAUGAAUAUAGCAUUUGUCAGAAAGCACAAAUCAUUAAGGACCUAUCGGCAAAGGGAGCACUUUCAUAAGCAUGUCACUUAUAAGAAGGGAAGUGGACAGAGGACUUUAGGACUCUCAACUGAGACCCUUUUCUUGUCUAUGGGACCGUGUGUUUUGCGCUGAGAAGUUCUGUACGCAGUUCUGUGCCUCUGCGGGAGACAAAAGGUUAAAGACUGACUGUCUGAUAAAUAAUUUGUAAACCAAAAUUUUACCUGCAUAUGUUUUGUUUGUCUAUAUUCUGAUCCAUGUAAUGCUGUGCCUGCUUUCUUUUUAUACAAUGUAAUGUCCUUUUAUGUUAGUUGUUUUUGUAUGUUGUGUAGGUCUGUCACCUGCGUCUAUGUAGGUUUUGACGGAAUGUCAUUAGAUGAAGAGAGCUGUUGAUAUUUUUUUGCAGCAAAAUAACUUGUGUACUUAGUAACUCAGGAUAAUGUACUGCAGGGCCUAGAAGGGAUAUUGUUCAGAAAUGUCAUACAGUCACCCUAAGUAUGUCUAAUCUGGUUUUGCUGUCGAAGAAUUCACCUGUGACGGAUAUUGCCCUGAAAGUUGCUGAGUAUAAUAGAUUACACAUAUGGGAGUGAGUUUGCUUUAGACAAACUGUACAGAGAAGCACCCUGUGCCAAGCACGCGGAAGCCUGUAGCCGCUACACAUGGAAGAUUGUGCGUGCAUAAGGCUAAUGUGGCAUCCGCAGAUACAUAAAUUAGUCAAGCACAAGAGUGAGCUGUUCAUACAAAACAAACGUGAUGUAAAGAGCGGUCAGGUGAGAAGCAUAAUAAAACAGUAUUAUGCAUUCACGAUUAAAAGGCCUUAAUACUACAGUAAAAGUGUAAAUGAUUCAUUAAGCAAGAUUGCGCUACAAAUAGAAAGUGCAUAUUGCCGACUGAUGUUGGAGAUACAUGUCGAUGUAAGCCUGACGCUUCCCAACGGUCGUGAGUAGUGGUUUGGUCUGAAAUGACAUCCUGAGUUUAUUGACAUUGCCACAAUUUAAUUUCAGUUUUUGUCAUAACUAGCCUGGUGUUAAAAUAUUGAUGCUUACAGAGUCCUCUUAUGGACAAACUUGUUCAAUCAGCAAUACUGUGGACUCGUACAAUAGUCCGUCAAAUCUCUAGGAACCAUUGCUGAGGCAUGACAGCCGAAAUACUUCAGGCUUCGAUCAUAAAUAAUAAAUGGCAAACUAAUAACUUUUAAACAUUUGGGGAAGCUGUUGCAGAAAUAUCCAUUCGGCCUGAAUCAGAGGUGGAUCAUGCAGCUGCUGUGUGUAAUUAUGCUAAUGCGCAGCGGCGUCUUGUGGAAAUAGACACCUGUAAGCUUCUGUGAUCAGCUGCUGCGGCCGUGGACAUUGGUCAGCUGAGUAACCCUCAGCUUACUCAGAUCCGUAGCCGAGGCCAGUAAAUUUGCAUCAGAAAAUGCAGACACUGGCCUCUGAUAUCCCAGAAAAUGGUGGCAAACCCCCCCCCCCCCCUUUUUUUUUUUUUUUACAUGAAAUCUGUCACUCCCUCUAUACCUCCAAGUGGCUUAUGGGACAUUGCAUGUAACACUGCAGAACCCAUUCUGUACAUGCACUCAACGGGUCCUGUCCAUGCACAGUACUCCCGGUAUCCGAGUUAUACGCAAACCACCAAUUUGCAGCGGUGACAUAGGGGGAGAUGUACUAAGCCUGAAAA